AUGAGGCUUAUUUUCACAUAUAAAAUUUGUCUAUCCAUGACUUUUUGUACUCUUAUCAUUUCUAUUGUUACUUACUGCUGUAAUCUCAUUGAUGUUUUUAUGUGUUUCAUACUACUUGUGCUGGUUUUAAAUUUUUUUUGGGAUUACAACACAGCCAGUGUUUACUGUGCUACCUGGGAUGCUAGCCAGCCAUUGUCAUGGCGUAGCCAAUACGGUUGGACUGCCUUUUGUGGACCCGCCGGACCUACAGGCAGAGACUCUUGCGGCAAAUGCUUAAGUGUGACAAAUACAGCAACUGGUGCUCAGGUAACAAUGAGAAUAGUGGAUCAGUGCUCUAAUGGUGGACUGGAUUUGGAUGUGAAUGUCUUCAACCAACUGGAUACAAAUGGAGCAGGCUACCAGGCGGGUCACCUUACAGUUAACUACGUCUUUGUUAAUUGCUAA
This is a messenger RNA of Vicia faba (fava bean), 444 nucleotides long. The record is from the annotation of a GenBank genome assembly. NCBI's taxonomy places the organism in Eukaryota, Viridiplantae, Streptophyta, Magnoliopsida, Fabales, Fabaceae.